AUGCAUAAUGAAGCGGAUUCAAGGGCGCUCCGACCUCAGCCCCUCGUAAGCCCGCAUCACGAGCCAAUGCGAGUCAGACUCAACGCGCUGAGCGCCGUCAGACGAUGGGUUAUGAUAUGGAAGCAGGAUCGUCGCGUAUUCAAGCCGGAUGCGGUGUCCGACUGCGGUGCUGCCGUCGAGGGGAGCCUGGCAAAAGUGGAACAGCAGCGGAAGGGCCGAAAGGCGCCCACCUCACUCAUUUCAGGCAGACGACAGAGCGUCGCAAGCGGCACUAUUAUUCUUCAGGAGGGCAUCCUAACUGUUAUCGUUGUCUUUGCCGCCUAUGGGUUCAUCCAUAACUAUCCCAAAACAGCCAAGUUUCUCACGGAGCCUGAGCGGGAAUUCGUCCAGGCGUGCCUAACGGCCGACAACGAUGCAAUCAACCACGAACCAUUCUCCUGGCCAUCUGUGCUUCGUGCAGUCAAAGAUCCGAAGUGCUGGCUUUACGGCCUUGCCCUUAGUCUGCCGCUCUACACACUCUCGCUAUUCCUCCCAACCAUUAUCAAAGCACUCGGCUACACUGCUGUGCAGGCGCAGCUGUCCGUCCCACCCUAUGCCGUUGCCACUGUCUUUACUGUCCUCGUCGCAGUCGCAUCUGAGAAGGCCAAGCGCCGUGCUCCCGUCAGCUACGUUGGCACCAUAUUCGCCGCCGCUGGUAUAUACCCCGCAACCGGAAUUGUGCUCGCCUGGCCUGCGAACAACGUUUCUGGACAGACGAAGCGUGCAACGGCCAAUGCGAUGCAGAUCUCCAUCGGGAACUUGGGGGCAGUGCUUGGGACGCAGUUGGUAUUUGCUGGCGAAUAUUCUGGUGGUGUGAUCUGGGCCAUGCUUGCGCGGGAGAAUAAGUGGAAGCUGGAGUCGGAGAGGUCGGCGGUGGUGAAUGAGAGUCCGAUUGAGAAUGACGAUGAUGUGAGAAAGUUUAAUUAG
Molecule: messenger RNA, 966 nt
Organism: Pseudogymnoascus destructans
Lineage: Eukaryota; Fungi; Ascomycota; Leotiomycetes; Thelebolales; Thelebolaceae
Exons: 4
Coding region: 1-966 (321 amino acids)
Cellular component (GO): membrane
Molecular function (GO): transmembrane transporter activity
Source: RefSeq, a predicted model, not a curated record